Lontra canadensis (Northern American river otter) is the source of this 3431-nucleotide messenger RNA. It is a transcript of the gene NHLRC2, whose product is annotated as NHL repeat containing 2. The coding region runs from base 255 to 2435 and encodes 726 amino acids. The record is from RefSeq and is a predicted model, not a curated record. Gene Ontology annotation, molecular function: protein binding. NCBI's taxonomy places the organism in Eukaryota, Metazoa, Chordata, Mammalia, Carnivora, Mustelidae. The transcript is spliced from 11 exons.
CGGGACGCUCUGGAAGGGGCGGGGUGGUUUAGGCGGGUGGCUAGAUUACGGGCCCGGGAAUUCCGACAGUUUGUACCUUAGCAUUGGAAUGCAUGAUUACAAAAGAAAAAGGUGUUGUUUAGGUGAAGCGGGGGCCGGUGGCGAGUGAGGUGAAUGUGCCGUUUUGAAACGAAAGGACAGUAAUCGCUUCCUCUCUCCCUACUGGAGACCCUCCCGCGGGCCCGGCGGCCGCCUCUGGACUGUCCGGAGAGAACAUGGCGGCCCCCGGAGCCCGGGGCUGUAGCCUCGCGGGCCUGCUCCCCGCGCAGACCCCGCUGGAGUACGCCCUGCUCGACGCCGUCACCCAGGAGGAGAAGGACAGUCUGGUCUACCAGUAUCUACAGAAGGUGGACGGCUGGGCGCAGGACUUGUCAGUGCCCGAGUUUCCGGAAGGAUUAGAUUGGCUGAACACCAGAGAGCCUAUUUCUGUCUACAAGGAUCUGUGCGGAAAAGUAGUCAUCCUGGAUUUCUUCACCUACUGCUGCAUAAACUGCAUUCACCUAUUGCCUGAUCUUCAUGCAUUAGAACACACAUACUCCGAUAAAGAUGGUCUUCUGAUUGUUGGCGUUCACUCGGCUAAGUUUCCAAAUGAAAAAGUCCUGGAUAACAUUAAGAGCGCUGUUCUUCGAUACAACAUCACCCACCCUGUGGUUAAUGAUGCAGAUGCCAGUCUUUGGCAAGAACUAGAAGUUUCCUGCUGGCCAACUCUGGUCAUACUUGGACCCCGUGGAAAUAUGUUAUUUUCUUUGAUUGGAGAGGGACACAAAGAUAAACUAUUUUUAUAUACUUCCAUGGCAUUAAAGUAUUACAAAGACAGGGGACAGAUCCGAGAUAAUAAAAUUGAAGUAAAACUCUAUAAAGAUUCUUUGCCACCUUCACCAUUGCUGUUUCCUGGCAAAGUAACAGUAGACCAUGUUUCUAAUAGAUUGGUAAUAGCAGACACUGGACAUCAUAGAAUUUUGGUCGUCUGGAAGAAUGGAGAAAUUCAGUACAGCAUUGGAGGACCCAACCCUGGAAGAAAAGAUGGAGUAUUUUCAGAGUCAACUUUUAAUUCACCGCAGGGUGUAGCCAUAAGGAAUAAUAUCAUAUACGUGGCAGAUACUGAAAACCACCUUAUAAGAAAGAUUGAUCUAGAAGCUGAGAUGGUGAGCACUGUAGCUGGCAUUGGAAUUCAAGGUACAGAUAAAGAAGGCGGAGCUCAAGGAGAAGAACAGCCCAUUAGUUCCCCUUGGGAUGUAGUUUUUGGAACUUCAGGUUCAGAGGUCCAAAGAGAUGAUAUUCUGUGGAUAGCCAUGGCAGGGACUCAUCAGAUAUGGGCACUGCUGCUGGACUGUGGCAGACUACCAAAGAAAAAUGAACUGAAAAAAGGAACCUGCCUUCGGUUUGCUGGAAGCGGAAAUGAAGAGAACCGAAAUAACGCAUAUCCUCACAAGGCGGGCUUCGCCCAGCCUUCAGGUCUUUCUGUGGCCCCGGAAGAUCCCUGGAGCUGCCUGUUUGUCGCAGACAGUGAGAGCAGCACAGUGCGAACCGUCUCGCUGAAGGACGGGGCAGUGAAGCCCCUCGUGGGAGGAGAGAGAGAUCCCAUGAAUUUAUUUGCUUUUGGUGAUGUUGAUGGAGUAGGAGUCAAUGCCAAGCUUCAGCACCCACUUGGAGUAACUUGGGACAAGAAAAGGAAUUUACUUUACGUGGCAGACUCUUAUAAUCACAAGAUUAAAGUUGUGGAUCCAAAAACAAAAAACUGCUCAACAUUAGCAGGAACUGGAGAAGCUAGUAAUGUUACCACUUCGACCUUUACCGAGUCAACUUUUAAUGAACCAGGAGGCUUGUGUAUUGGAGAGAAUGACCAGUUAUUAUAUGUAGCAGACACCAAUAAUCAUCAAAUUAAAGUGAUGGAUUUAGAAACAAAAACGAUUUCUGUGCUCCCAUUCUUCAGACCUGACAACGCUGUGGUAGAUGGCCCGUUCCUAGUAGAGAAACAGAAAACAUUACCCAAACUACCUAAAUCUGCUCCAAACAUUAGACUUUCUCCAGUGGCUGCGUCUCCAGGCCAGACCCUGCAGUUCAAGCUAAGAUUAGAGCUCCCAUCAGGAACGAAGCUGACGGAGGGAGUGCCCAGUUGCUGGUUUUUAGCCGCUGAAGGCAAUGAGUGGCUUCUUCAAGGACAGAUACCCUCUGGAGAAAUAGAGAGCAUUUCCAGUCAACCAGCGAUCUCACUGCAGAUUCCUGGAGAUUGCUUAUCACUGGAAGCGGUGAUAUCUAUCCGAGUGUUCCUUUAUUACUGUAGUGCAGACAGCAAUGCCUGUAUGAUGAAGGGAAUUUUGUUCAGUCAGCCUUUACAGAUAAGCAGUGCACACCAAGGGGGCAUCGCUCCAGUAGAGCUCAGGUAUGGAUUUUAACAAGCCAGUUAGCUACACGGUCACCAAGGCCGCUGUCCUCUGUCCUCGUCAUCACUCUAACUUAGGAAAAGCAGCUUUAUUUCUGCUUCUGGAUACCGAGAAACCCACUGCUCAGUUCUAGCAACUGAUAUUAAAAUAAAGCUAUGCUCCAUACUUACUUAUCUAUUAUAAACAAAUUCCUUCAUUCUGGCUGUGUACCAGCUAAAUCACUGACCAUCAUUUGAACCAUGAUUUAGUCAUCUCUGACGCUAUUUGGCACAAAACUUUCAUCCACACUGUAGUCUCGAAUAUUACCAUGAAGCUGAUUUGCAGUGAAUACUGGUAAUAAUAAUGAAACCAAAUAUUUUAACUAACUUUUUCUACCUUUACUAGCGAUGAGCACAUUUGAAUAUAUAAAUUUCACAAUAACUUUAAACAGAACCUAGGAUCCGGUCCACAUGUUGGUAUCAAGACACUUGCUAUUCAAAGUCUAAGGUCUAUUUUAAGCCAAAAAAAAAGUCUUUACAUCACAGUAGAAACUUAAAGAGUAUCUGGGUGGUAAAUAUGUUCUUUGUCCUCUUCUGUGAUUCUCUUGGUUGAAAGUGAUUUAAAAGAGAGUUUCUAUUUUUAUUAUAAAUUAUUUGCUAUUUUUACAUACCAUUAUUAAUGCCUUAUAACUCUAUUCGGAAAAAGUAUGUCAAAGGAUAUACAGACUCCUUUAACUUUUUCUGAAGGAAUACAGUUUUACCGGUGAUGAAUGGGUCCCCAGAGAUACCACGUCUUCCACGGAGAGAGGGACUUGGGGACAUAUUACUGUCUGUGAUACUGUUUAUGAUAAAGAAUAAAUUGGGACAGCUGCAUCUGAGUAAAUGAGUAUAUAUGUUGUAAGCAUUAAAAUAUGCAGAUUGGUUGGGGUUUGUGUUUUUUGGUUCCUAUAUUCAGAACUUAAAUUAUCAUUUAUUGUGAUGUUUUUAAAAAUCAGUUUUAAGCCUUCGAAGAAAAUUCUAGUGUGAAGCA